CAUCGUAUACACCGCACCGGCUUAAUCGACACAUUUCUAGUGUUUCGAAAGUGUUCGAUUGAGAAAAGAAAUUCUUGCGUCUAGAUUAUUGAAUCCAGGACUGAUGUCAGGAGUUUAAUUGAGCGGUCAUUUGCGUGACACACCUAGGUCGCCAGGAUGUCUAAAGUGGUGCCCACAGCUGCACAGUUCUUUGCCGAUGAGGGUGAUACGGGACCCGAGGAUAUCAGCCAGCGGGUGGUCGCCUUGCUGAACGAAGCUGCAACAGCUGCGAAGGAACAGCAUAAAAUUCAGAAUCUACGUACAGUGCAGGAAUUGAUCACUCAGAGAGAUCCCGGUUUACUCGAUAACUUUCUAGAUGAAAUUCUUGCUUUUCAAAAUGAUCGAAGCGUGGAUGUUAAAAAAUUUCUCGUAGGGUUUAUGGAGGCGUCAUGCAAACGCGAUCCAGCUAUUUUACCUAGGGUCGUAGCUAAUAUUCAACUGAUGCUUAAUGAAGAAAAUCCAAAUAUUCAGAAGCGAACGAUACAAGCUGCCACACAGCUCUACAAAGUUUGUUUAAAGUGGCUUUGCGCAUCCAAAAGUACCAUGAGCAUGGACGACCUUAAAAAAAGAACGUGGAAUCAUUUCCAACAAAUACGGGAGACAGUUUCUGGAUUGCUCGACAGCUACAACGAUGGAGUUCGAACGCAGGUGAUCAAGUUUAUGGAAACUGUCGUUUUAUGCCAAACAUUUCCUGAUGUGCAUUCACCACCGAAACGUGCCGAUGAUGUGGCCUUAGAUGACGCUCCCAUACACGUGGCACAAGUUAUUAAGUUGACUACUCUUGAGCAACAAGCUAAGAAAACUCUCGAAAACCUCGUAGCGUACCAUGGUGCAAAGCAUAUAUCAUCAAUAAACCUCAUGACGUGUACUCAGGCUUUAGUCAUCGUGGCAACUUCACGUGCGGAGUUCAUGCCUCGGGUUAUAGCCGCUUUGGAGAAGCUGCAUGCCAAUUUGCCGCCAACGUUAUCGAUGUCACAGGUAUCGUCAGUCCGUAAACACCUCAAAUUGCAGUUACUUUUACUAUGCAAGCACCCAGUGGCUUUGAAUUUUGCACCCCAGCUUACUGCUCUUCUGUCCGACUUGGGUGCUACGCCUCAUGAAUUAGCCAAACAACUUCCAUCGAAAUUUAUUCAGGAAUCAACCAGAAAGCGAACGAUACCUACAGAGGCUCCGAUUGCCCCUAAGAUGCCCUGGAUGAUGCCUGUUUCGGUGGGCGGAAUUGCCGAUGAUGAUGAAGACGGUGAAGCAGAUACUGGACCACGUGGCGUUGCAUAUCGAGCAGCCGACAAGGACGCUAGUCAGAGCGCUAUUGAUAUAACAGCAGCCGAUCUUACUCCGCGUCUUACGACGCUGAACGUUACAGAUAUUGUUCUCGUUAGCAUGCUUCGCCUGCCAGAGGCAAUGCCAGCUCCCUUUAAAGAGACCUACACACCGAUCGGUUCCGCGGGCACCGAACAACAAAUCUCUCAUUUGGCUCGUCUCAUGGCGUCCCAAAUGACGGAGCAAAAUCUUGGAAAGGGCGUUGAAGAGAUGAUGCGUCAAGCUCAAAUUGAGAUGAGUCAACCGCAAGAUAACCAGGACUCUGCGGAGCCAAUGCAGAUCGAAACAAUUGGCGGUACUAAAAUACCUGGGUCCAAAAAAACAACGAAAGAACCGGAAGUUCGAGAAGAAGCUUUGCCACCGCUACUGCCCUCAGGCGCCGAGAUCCCUAAAAUGCGAGCCCUUCACCUAAAUCUAGCAGAGGUCACUCGACCAAUGAACAAGGAAGAACUGGAAAGCUUUAUGGUUUCGACAGUACGUAGACUCCUGAAGACGGGACUGACAAAACACUCGAAAGCGCAGCUGAAGACGAUUGCUGGCGUGGCUACGCAGCAGCGUGGCGAUAUAGCGGAGCUGAUCCGUGAAUUCAUUUGCAAGAAUGUUCGAGCGAACUCGGACCUUGUCAUGAUGUGGCUUUUCGAGGAAUAUACGGCCGAUCUUGCUCUCCCAAAUUCAGACCCACCGUUAAAAAACUACUCACAGUGCGUUCAUGAUAUCCUCAUGGAUCUACUUAUCAAGGUAGAGACACGGGAUCGAGACGUGAUCUUUCAAAGGGUAUUCAUGGAGGCUCCGGUUGUUACAGAGAACGCUAUUGAUAUUUUGCAACAAUACUGCCAAAAUGAAGUGUCAGUUAACCACGGACUGCACAUUUUACGUUCUCUAAUUGAAUAUAGACCCAUCCGCCAAAAACACUAUCUUGAGCUGCUGCUGCAAUUGACAACCAACCACAUGGAGGAGGUGCGACAGCAGGCCGUCAAACAGUGCUUAAUUCUCGCGCAGAAAUCAACCGAGAUGAAAGAAGCGGUUGAGAAUUACGCUCUUCAGCACCUCCGGGCACUGCUAGAACCAUCGCCACCAGCUACCCUUUACCCAAAUCAACAAGAGGGUGACAAUGUUUGGUUAGAGGAUGAUGUAAAAUUGUGUAUGACACUUUAUCUGGCCCUGCUGCCGGUUAAUCACGCACUGAUACACGAUCUGGCGCACGUUUAUGUAGCAGCACCGACCGAUACAAAAAGAACGAUACUUUGGUCGCUUGAGCAACCCGUUAAAGGAAUGGGCAUGGAAAGCCCUGAACUGUUAUUGUUGCUUGAAAAUUGCCCGAAGCACGCUGAGACGUUGAUCACUCGAAUCCUGCAUCUUCUCACUGAACAAAAUGCGCCAUCAGCAGAGCUUGUGCGCCGAGUGCGUGAUUUAUACCAUAAACGAGUGGGUGAUGUACGUUUCCUUAUACCGGUAUUGACAGGUCUAACUUAUAAGGAAGUGGUAGCAGCACUACCAAAAUUAAUUAAACUGAACCCGAACGUCAUUAAAGAGGUAUUCAAUCGGUUGCUUAGUUGUGGUGAGUCUGGUGGCCCGAUAUCGCCAGCAGAUCUGCUAGUUGCUUUACACAACAUCGAACCAUCAAAAUGCGACGUUAAGACAGUGAUCAAGGCAACGGCCCUGUGCUUCGCUGAACGAAGCGUCUAUACACAAGAUGUCCUGGCAUUAGUACUACAACAGCUCAUGGAGCAGAACCCUUUACCCACACUGCUUAUGCGAUCUGUGAUCCAAUCAUUGACACUUUAUCCACGUCUGCUAGGCUUCGUGAUGAACAUCUUGCAAAGACUUAUAAGUAAGCAGGUGUGGAAACAGAAAAAGGUUUGGGAAGGAUUUAUAAAAUGCUGCGAACGCGCUCAGCCACAGAGCUUGCACGUUAUCAUUCAACUUCCGGCCGAACCUUUACAGGAGCUUUUUAAUGAGGCGCCAUCUCUUAAGGAGCCCUUGAUACAACACGUCACGUCACUCACACAGCAUCAGAGAUCUCACAUUCCGUUGUCGGUGCUGAAGAUCCUGUUUCCCGAAGAUGUCGCUUCACAGGUAGCGACUGAAAAGGAGGCUCGAGUGGGAGAGCAACAACAGCCGAUGGAACAAGACGACAGUAGUCAGUCUUCUUCCAGAGGUAGAGAAUAAUGUACAUCUAAACAACAAGUCAGUCGGCGACUGUUAUCUCCAUAUCGCUGACCACUCUUCUUAAAGUAAUGUCCUGUAAUAAUCUAGUUAUCAUCGUAAGCGACGUUAUAAAUUUCAGACCAUACAAGUCGGAGGGUCAAAAAGUUUGUAUGUAAUAAUGUAAGACAAUGAUUAAUGUAAAGGGAGAGAAGCAAAACCCAAAUUAUUUUUUGUGCAUUUGUCAAUAGAUAUUCAGCUUUGUCAUGGUGUUAAGAUAAUAAUUAUUGUUUCCGGUGAGUGGGAUGUGAAUUCGAAGCUAUAAUAAAACGACGCCCUUAUAAAAGCAGUUAUAAGGCUGGAUACGUGAUAUUUAGAAUUUUCCUAUAUAAGGGCUGUGAAAUAGAUUUGGAUUAGGGUUUUGCGAAUCGAAUGUUCAUUAAAAUGACCCUCUGUGGUCGUAUAACAGCUUUUGCAGAGCCCGUACGGAGCCCUGCUUUAAUAAAUCCGUCGCUAUAAAUUUAUAUAAUUUCCAAGAUAAUUUACUUGUGAAAACGUAUUUUGUUAUAUACGCAGAAACUGAAUAGUGUAUGGCUGAAAACAUUUAUUAUAGGAAAUGAUAUGCAGACAUUAUUUUAACGAACAUACAAUUGAGAUUUAUGAGUGUAUGCACUAGAAACUGCUACAGAUGCAAACAGAAGCAGCAUUAAUUUUUGACAAUUUGGAUGAGAUAAGGACAACUGAAGUAUUGCUUUGUUGAAUAUUCAAAUCACUUCUAAAAAGAGGAGCUGUAUAGAGUAUUGAAAUCGAAGUAAUAACUGAAAAAAGCUUCCGAGAUGAAGUUAAGUAUUGAAGCAUAUUAAACAUCUGAGUUUGGUUUUUGUAUAAAUGAAGGUGUGCGUGAGUUCAUUGUCGUACUGAAAAAUAUCUUCGUAGUGAUCGUUUCGAGCACGUUUGCAAACUACACAACUCUCAACCCUAACAAUUACUCCUUGGCAUAUAUAGGGGAGGAUGGGGCUGUAUGGGUGCUUCUUCCACAAGGUGACCGAAGUAACCUUAUUAUAAUUCGUUAAUUUCCAAGAAAGUAUCAAUUGAUUAAAAGAUAUCUAUGCCUAUGUUGACCCAAUAGGUAAGGUUACAUAGGCCAAAGAUGCAGCUAUUUGGGCCACUAAUGAUUUCAUGCAAAGUAGUCAGUCAAUCUACAAAACGGAAGACCAAACGUUUUUCUUCAAGAAAGACUGUGAUUAUGGCUAGAGAAGCCAAUGUUUUAUAAUCAUUUAUUGCCAAGCUAGGCAGAUAAUUUUUUAGGAUUCAUCUAUCAUAGAACCACACACAGUUUUGUUGUGCAAUGUGAAAUCGACUUCUGAAUGGGUGAUUUUGUUACGAAUAAUUAUUCAGGGUGAAUUCUGAUCUUAUUAUAAGCAAUGUGGUCCAUAUGUCAACGAUGUUGUUUUAUCCGAACGAUGCGUUAUGCCAAUAAAGUCGUGAAAAUGUUUUUCAAAAACAAUGUGACGCAUUGUCAAACGGCAUGUUACGAUUCAGCCUUAGUUGAACUUGACCUAUGUACACAUAUAUACACACACACACUCAGUUACUAUGGGCUAUGAGGCUACUUGGUUCCUUCAAUUUCUUUGUAAAACUAAUACGAGUGGUAUUUUGUUUCACAAAUGCUCGAAACACAGUAGCCCAUAUAGACCGCAGCUAAAUGGCUUUAAAGUCACAUGCUUUGGGCAGUAUGUUCCGUCGAGUCAGCGUUAACGUCAUUUGAAAACUGGAGUUUGGUUGCAGUAGAUGUACUGAUAUAGUUAAGAUACCUUUAUUCCGACUUAAAAUAGAGCGCCUUGAAGGUAAAUUGUCUGCAAAUAAUUUUUAUGCGUCUGCACACAUAAAAAUUGUACUUUUUAUGACACAGAUCGCUAUUACUUUUCAUUAUACAUCAGCCGCUUGAGAAGUGGCUCGAAUUCGUUAUGUUUCUGUAGAGUUGUGCAAACACAAAUGCGGAUAACAAAAUUUUCGUACGGCACUCAGACGUGGACUUUUUUGUACUCGACUUCCUUCGAAUGGUUUAAAACUUGGUGGUUCGUGGUGGAGGUUCAGUACCUAGGCGAUAUCAUGGUUACUCACGUGUUGCUUUCGCUCAACUUUCUAAAUAACUUUAUCAAGUCUAUACGUAGUGCGGCCUGUUGUACUAGGCGUCAACUAGCCUCAUUUUUUUACUCUUACUGAAUGCAUAAUCUAUCUGCAAUUUGAGUUAUUCCUUUUUGCGGCGAAUAUGUUAAUCUACGUAAGCGUCCACCAUCAAUGGUUAACGUUAGUAAUUCGACCAGUCUUGAAAUACGGACUAAGGAGUUCAAAUGGCACGCGAGUCAUUGCGUCUUGACACCCGAAGAUGACAUAAAAUGUAGACGCAUUGCUAUUGUGUUGUUCCAUGGUUAAACGAUAAACUACUUAUACUCCUCCUACCUAGAAUUUGUAGACUGCAAGCGUGAUGUUUGAGACCCGAAAUAUGGUAAUUUGUGCCUAGUCAAGAUGAAGCCAUAGGAUACUCUAGUAGAUGUCUACAGCUUUGAUAUGCAAAUCGAUAAUCUGAUCUGGAUAUAGGACAAGAGGCUAAUCAAGUAACUAUUUUUGCCGAAAUUUCUUUUAGGAUAGGGUAUACCUUUGGUUUCAUCCCGUCAGUCAAACGAGCCUGGACAGAAUUUAUCCUCAUAUCAUAAUUAAAUUGUAAAAUAUAGCAGACUUUUUGCUCAGCUUCAAAGUGCUGAAUUUCCAUUCAGAAUAAAGGCAUUCCAAAAAUUUGACCACAUUAAGUUUUGUCAAAUUUCAGCUUCCAAACGACAUCAGUCAACUGAUCAGCCGACCCGACGCGACUCAUAUUACUUGAGACGUACUUUUCUACAACCCAAUGCAAUGACUAUAAGACUGGAUUGUAGUUAGCUUUGAUUUAGGGGAAACUGUAAUAGAACGAUAAAGUGGUUAUUUUGCUCGUCCAUCGUCCAAUGAAAAUUCAACAAAAUGAAACAAAAUACUUAGCUGUUCUAUAUAGCCCCAUCUACUGAACUUUGAUUAAGAAUACAAUAACGCGAAUUGUACUUAACUUCCAGUUUUUUUAGCAGUGUUCUUUUUUAGCUAUAAGUCGAAAGACAUGUCUCCGAAAUAGCGUGUAGAGCUAGCAUUAGUUUUUCAGUUUGAGCAGCUUUUUCGAAAAGUGCCACGUUAGAAGCGUCUUCUACGAUCUCCUAUAAUAACGGAAUGACACCACAAGUGUCAGGAAGACCAGUUGUCCAUGUGGUUGUUAAGGAUGAAAACACUGAUCGUAGUACCUUAAGGAUAACUGCUCUGUUACAAAAACUUUACUGAAGACGACAGUGUUUAACGUAGCUGUAUGUACAUAUGUACUCUUAACCUAUUUUAUGUAAACAGAUAACGUUUAAAUGCCGCCUAACAUUUUCUCGAGUUUUUUAAAUUGAUUGCCGCAUUCAUUCUAUUUUACUUAACAGCGUCAAUAUUUCUUUGAUCUAGGUGAAUCACAAUUGUUUCCUUAACUAAAUCCAGAGGAUUCAAGUAGUUACGUUCUAGACCAGAAUUGUUUCGUCGAAAUUGUUCUUUAGAUUCCUAGAAUAAGUCCCUGUUGGAUAUUCUAAUUUUAGCUGCGUCCACACAAUUGCUUUAAAAUGCAAUGCCUACGGUAAUGCAUAACAAUACUUCUCAAUGGUUACUUGGUGAUGUUCCCUAAUUAACUAAGCAUACAAUACAAAGAUCAUAAAU
Molecule: messenger RNA, 7272 nt
Organism: Varroa destructor (honeybee mite)
Lineage: Eukaryota; Metazoa; Arthropoda; Arachnida; Mesostigmata; Varroidae
Gene: Sym
Product: symplekin scaffold protein
Cellular component (GO): mRNA cleavage and polyadenylation specificity factor complex
Source: RefSeq, a predicted model, not a curated record